AUGGCUCCAGUCAUCAUCACCGCUCGUGAUGAUCCUGACAAUGUUCACUUUGGGUCUCUCACCGGCACUGCUGCAACUACGGCGGCCAUAGCCGUGUUCGUGGCUUGCUUCCUCGUGUCUGUUAUAUGCGUCCGGGUGGCGUAUAUCAUCCGCACUCGGAGAGGUGCCGCCGGAGUGCAGCCUUGGUAUGCUGCUGCCAUUCGGCACGUUCCCAUCGGCCGUGCCCAGGCAGACUUGGAAGCAGCUCGUGGCGUCGAGAAUCAUGAACUGGUUGACAUGCCAGCGGCCAACAACAACCGCCACUACCCCUAUGGUCCCAUGCCGAAUCCAGUGCAAACCAUUCCCACGCCCAUGCCCACCCAGCCUCAGCCUGUCUACAGCGGCAUGCCAGCCGCCGGCAACUUCGAUUUCGGCAAUGGCCGCGUCAACUUCGACGCCUAUCACGCCGCCUUCCCGAACGGGCUUCGCGGCAGAGAGAAUGCCCGCGACAACCAGGGCCGUGGAAACACGGGAGGGUCCCCGCCUCCUCCUCCGCCUUACAACACCGACAACGGCAACUGGGAUGUGUUCUCGGAUGGCUCACUUUCCCCUCUCCCGAGCCGUAUGCUAACCGCCAGCCUUGCCAGCGUCGUUGUCCACGCAACGAUCGUCUCCGCUCUGUCCGCCACACCAGCCGUCCCGUUGUGGGACGCCAUUUCCAGCAGGCUGCUGCUUCCCGCUCCGGGCGCCUCGCCCCGGGAUACCGGCGUCAAGGUUCCGGACAGCGUGCCCAGGGCUUGGGAGAGCGGGACAGCUCUUCCGAAUCAUCUUUGGUCGUGGUCUUGA
Molecule: messenger RNA, 825 nt
Organism: Phialemonium atrogriseum
Lineage: Eukaryota; Fungi; Ascomycota; Sordariomycetes; Cephalothecales; Cephalothecaceae
Exons: 2
Coding region: 1-825 (274 amino acids)
Source: RefSeq, a predicted model, not a curated record